AUGUCAACGUGUUCACAAGAUCAAUAUCGAAACGAAACAACCAUUAAUAACAACUUUUAUGUACAAGAAGAAAAUAAUGAUCAACAAGAAUUGUCAUCGAUUCAAUCAUCUUCAUCAUCGAAUGAUACUACAACAAAAAUAUCUACACUAACAGAAAAAGAAGACACCAUUCAUAAUCAAAAAGUUCAAGCAAGCAAUAAUAUGCCACCUUUUGCAAGUCUUUUGAGCUGCUUUGUUAGAAUAGAACGAUGUCAGGUAGAUAAAGAUAUCUAUAUUCCAGGUAAAAAUCUUGAAGGUAAUCAUGAACUUCAAGAGCAAGCAACUGAAAACGAAGAACACAAAACUACAUCAUCAGUAGAAACGAAAGGAACACUAUCAUUAUAUGAUGUAGAUCAAUAUCUGGAAGAUAAUGAUCCGAUGAGCAAUAUGAUGGUUCUUGGUUCACCAUGGUCGCAACCGCUAGACUUUGAUACAAUGGAAUAG
This is a messenger RNA of Rotaria socialis, 483 nucleotides long. Lineage: Eukaryota; Metazoa; Rotifera; Eurotatoria; Philodinida; Philodinidae. The record is from the annotation of a GenBank genome assembly.